This is a messenger RNA of Planococcus citri (citrus mealybug), 2013 nucleotides long. RefSeq names its product polycomb protein Scm-like. NCBI's taxonomy places the organism in Eukaryota, Metazoa, Arthropoda, Insecta, Hemiptera, Pseudococcidae. The transcript is spliced from 10 exons. Gene Ontology annotation, molecular function: chromatin binding; histone binding. Gene Ontology annotation, biological process: negative regulation of DNA-templated transcription. Gene Ontology annotation, cellular component: nucleus. The coding region runs from base 262 to 1755 and encodes 497 amino acids. The record is from RefSeq and is a predicted model, not a curated record.
UCCAGUGAAGAUGAAGAUGAAGGAAGAUUAGAAAUUUGUAAUUCAAAGUUGUAUCUUGAAUUCAAAUUUCAGUUUUAUUAUUAGAGUUUGUUUUUGAAACAUUUUCCGAAUGACGAAAAUUUAAGAAGAAUAAAAAAAUUGCAACUGUUUUACUUUGCUCUCGAACUCCUUAACCUUAUCAGUGAAUUCACCGUCAUCGCGACCCAGUCACCACCCUCGUAAAAUUUCUUGUGUUCGUUCAAUCUUUGUGGAUUCAACUAAAUGAAGAUUAAUACAUCGCAUUCAACAAAAGCGAGAGGCCGCCCGCCGAAACACAAGCCUCGAUGUGUAUGGUGCGAUGAACUGAAGCCACUGAUUUUCAUUCUUCCUUCGGCUCGUGGAAACAAGGCAUUCUGUGGACCAAGUUGUUUAGCUUUUUACCGUAAAGCGCACAUGAAAGCAGCAUGUACUGAAUGUGAUAUCGCUAUAAGAAGUUCUCCGGUCAAAUGGGAGCAACCCAAUAACACUAGCAAAGAUUUCUGUUCGAAAGAUUGCUUAAAGAAACAUCAGAAAAACUUGUCCUUUGAAAAGACUGGUGACAAAUCACAAUUCGAUGAUGUGACUUCCAAUACUAAUGAUCUCCCUUCUAGUCCUACGCAUUUUUUGGGUAUUCAAUCUCAUCAGUCUUUCGAUUGGGAAACCUAUUUAAGGGAAACGAAUAGCGAAGCAGCUCCGGAGUAUUGUUUCAAACAAGAUGUUGAACCGCCGGAGAAUCAUUUUAAACUGAAUAUGAAACUCGAAGCUUUGGAUCCUCGUAAUGCUACUUCGACUUGUAUAGCGAAUGUAAUUAGUGUACUUGGACCGCGUUUACGUUUGAGGCUCGAAGGAGGUGAUAAUAAAAAUGAUUUUUGGAGACUGGUCGACUCUAAUGAAAUACACCAUAUCGGACAUAGUGAAGAAAAUAAUGAAAUGUUGCAACCACCAUUAGGUUUCCGUUCGCACGCUUCAAGUUGGGCUGCGUUUCUUAAGAAAACGCUAAAUGGCGCCCUUAUGUCACCUACAAACGCAUUCAAACCCGAACCUCCAACUCCGCUUCAAAAUUAUUUCAAAAUUGGUCAAAAAUUGGAAGCUGUUGAUAAAAAGAACCCUCAUCUCAUAUGUCCCGCUACAGUCUCCGAUGUUAAAGACGACCAGAUUUUCAUUACUUUCGACGGAUGGAAAGGAGCUUUCUGGUGCCCGUAUUACGAUCGUGAUAUAUUCCCUGUAGGAUGGUGUGCCAAAAGCGGUCAUCCCGUACAACCGCCUAAAAGUAUAAAUUCGGCGAAUAAAAUCAAAUCGCGGGUGCAAGUCGUGUCCCCUAUUCCGCAAACUGAUAAUUCUUCUCAACCAUCAAGUAGUGCUCAUCCGAUACAUGUGACUCCGUCUUCAUCUCAGGUAACCCUAAUCGAAGCUGAUACCUCGACGUCCAUUCCGAGAAAUGAAGGACGAGCCCAACAAGAAGCUGCAACUUCAACAACACAGGCCGAAAUGCCUCCGAAACUUCCAACGAAUCCAGCAGACUGGUCUUUCGAAGACGUAGUUGCCUAUAUCUCAUACUGCGAUCCCGGCCUCGGUGUACACGCUGAUUUAUUCAGAGAACACGAAAUCGACGGAGGAGCUUUAUUAUUAGUCAAUGCGGAUACAUUGAUGUCUGGCAUGGGAAUCAAACUGGGACCAGCUUUAAAAAUUUGCCAUCUCGUAUCAAAAAUUAAGAAUAAAAAACAUUUUGUGCUAUAAUCUGUGUGAAAUUUUCUUCUUUCUCAAAUAUUUACCAUUUUUCUGUCUCUUAAUUUAUAUUUAUGGCAAAUAGCAAUCUGAAUUCGAUCGUAGUCAAAUUGCGAUGCGCUGUAUUAGGAAUAGGAUUUUGUUGUACAAUUUAAGAAUUCGCAUUCUAUUUAUAAGUAUAAUUAAUAUUAUUGACUUCGUUUAAAGAUCUUCAUUGUUUAUUUUUUGUAAUAUUAUUUAAAACGUAAAAUAUACCAUGUAGGUAAUUAA